Galendromus occidentalis (western predatory mite) is the source of this 3374-nucleotide messenger RNA. RefSeq names its product protein zyg-11 homolog B. Lineage: Eukaryota; Metazoa; Arthropoda; Arachnida; Mesostigmata; Phytoseiidae. Gene Ontology annotation, cellular component: Cul2-RING ubiquitin ligase complex. Bases 1 to 2295 code for a protein of 764 amino acids. The record is from RefSeq and is a predicted model, not a curated record. The transcript is spliced from 10 exons.
AUGUACGACUCUCCGCUGACGCUGCAGAGGAACUGCAUAGAUUUUAUAUCUAUGAAUUUGUCGGCUGUGUGUAGGACCGAACCUGCACCAUCCGCUACCGGAGACCAGAGCCCUCCGAACGAGCAGCACAGAUACGUGUUCAAGGAUUCCGAUGUCUUCUUUCACCAAGGCCUCUCUCAGAGCCUGCUCGAAACCAUCUCCGAACAGGGUCGGCUGACUGACGAAGUUCUCUCAUUAUUCGAUACCCGGUCGACUCGUUUGGAAAGAGUGACCAUCAAAAAUGCCGCCCACGUGUCGACUCAGGGUUUACGAGUUCUUCGACCUCACAACAUUCACGAGCUCGAGGCUGUCGGUCUCGUCAGGGUCACCGUAAAUGAUCUCAUCAGUUGUUUAGGAGAAUGGACUCUGUCGAAUCUCCGAUCUCUGAACGUUUCGGAGGCCGCCUUCACUCCACCUGGCGUUUCAUCGUUCGGCAACAGGCUAGCAUCGCUCCCUGUGGUGAUUUCGCUGUCGAAGCUCCGUAACCUCCGAGUCCUGAACGUCUCUUUCACCGAAUUCGAUACCCACUCUCUCGAAAUUGUCGCGGGAGACCUACCCCAUCUGAGUGUGCUCGAUAUUUCCCAGACGAAAGUAACCGAUAUUUCAGCCUUGAAGAAUUGCGCGGGCCGUAUGAUCUCGCUGAACCUGUACAAUCUCCGCCAAUUGGACAUGGCCACCGCAAUAAACGUCUUGUCCUGCAUGGCGAAUCUCAAAAACCUGGAUAUCUCCUGCGACCGAGACAGUGGACAAUACACCCAGGAAGGCUCCGGUCCUCAGCACUCAAUCAGACUCCUGUUGGAAGAAUACGAGAGCUUGCCUAAUCUCCGGUCGUUCGAUAUAUCGGGCCGGGAGGGCAUCGACAUUUCCGAUUUGAGAGCCUUCAUCCAUACGCACCCGUCGCUGCAAUUUUUGGGCCUCGCCGAAACCGAAGUGUGCUAUGAGAGCAUGUUCACGAACAGUCCUACCCUCUCGCUGACCGUUUCUGGUUGCGGAACGGAGAAACAAGUUCUCGAGUCGCUCAAGCGAUAUCCCGAACGACGUUUCUUCGUGCAGAAAUCGCUGUAUCAUCUCUAUUCGUACACGCAGAACAUGAACGAACCGCGGGUCGAUAUCAUAGAGCUCAUCCUGCCAGGCAUGCAGAAACACUGUAGGACUCUCGGAAUCCAAAUGGCUGCGACGGCGUGUCUCUACAAUCUCUCGAGAGGACAGCUGGGUCAGAAAAUCCAUCCGAUCUGGCUGAAGAAAAUCGUCGAGCUCACCUUAACUGCCAUGCAAAACUAUCCCAAGCACCAACAACUGCAGAAGAAUACUCUUCUGACGCUGUGCUCGGACAGGAUUCUGCAGGAUGUCUCAUUCAAUCGUUACCACUGUGCCAAACUGGUUUUGGACUCGUUGGUAUUUUUCGACGACCCUGCCAUGAACAGAAUGUCCGUAGCCAUCUGUUCAAUACUUGCCGCGAAAAUUUCGACUUGCGAAACGUCUUCACUUGGCGCCGAGCCUAUGUACAUGAAGCGGUUGCUGCGAAUCGUCAAAGCUAAGAUCACCGAAGGGAACGUAGACAUCAUGAUGAAAUUCACCCUCUCUGCGCUGUGGAAUUUAACCGAUGAAUCCCCGAAAACCUGUUCCGUGUUCUUAUCUCUCGGUGGAAUGGAGCUCUUCAUGAAAGUCCUCGCAAUAUUCGAAGGAGACGGAUCUGUUGAGACAAAAGUGCUCGGCCUCUUGAACAACAUCGCCGAGGUCGCUCAGUUGAGGGUCGAGCUCAUGAAGGACGACUUUUUGUUCGUGCUACGGAAGCUUCUCCAUUCGCAACAUAUAGACGUUUCGUAUUUCGCGGCCGGGAUCGUAGCCCAUCUGGCUUCCGAUGGACCGGAGGCCUGGAGGUUCAACAUGUGUACAUACGAAGACAUGGUCAAUGAACUUGGUGAAGCCGUGAACAGCUGGAAGAGUCCUGAAACCGAGAUGGUCGCAUAUCGCUCUUUCAAUCCGUUCUUCCCCCUUCUCGAAGCCCGAAUUUCGCCGCAGGUUCAGCUCUGGGCUGUCUGGGCUAUCCAUCACGUCUGCUCGAAAAAUCCCAAACGGUACUGCGCCAUGUUGAUCGACGAGAAAGGAAUCGGUCUCUUGGAACGUCUAUUAUUGAACUCUGGGGACGGUACCGUCGAAGGUAUCUGCACUCAAAUUCUGGCCAUAGUCGAACAGGACUCCGCGCCCAGUUGCCAUGACAAGCAAAUCCCUCAUCAGCAGCAGGUCAUCGUGUGAAGAUGCGGCAGCAGCAUCAGCGAGAGCGCGGCGACGGAACCAUCGGCCAGGUGCCGCAUCGGAAUGUCGUCGCGAAUCCUGUUGCUCGACUCCGUAUGACGCAGGGAUCGCUGGCUAGGAACUACGACUAUUGUACUAUUACUCAGAACGCGGGAACGAUUUACUAUCAUGAUGACUAUGAGUUCUAUCGGAAUGACAAACGACCGUAGUGAUAGACUUGUGAUAUCUCUGAAUAGUUGAACUGUUGGCGGAAGCACGACGAAAAAAGAAAAAACAAACAAGAAAAUAUCGACUCAGCUGCUAUCGCCAUCGAUCGGAGUUUGUUGGGAUGGUGAAUGCCUACCGUGCUGAAAACCGGGUGUCGGACUCGAGUUUAUUGCCUCUGAUCCGGUGGUAAUUGUUGUUGCUUAUUUGAUCAUGAGCGUGAACAUGCUGAGAACUUGAGGAAUGAACGACAUGAACUUGAGGAAUGGAAAUGUUGAAUAUUCCCGCGAGACCAAGAUCCUCCAGUCGCCGGCGCGGGAGCGAAAAAUCGUUAAAUGGUGUCGUCUAGUCGAUUGUCGGGAGCCGACCCGCUAGGAGCGGGCUUAUCGUGUUGAGCAAUUAAUUUGUUGAUUUGAGAAUUUUCGAGCUGCAUUCUCCAAUUCUUACUCGAAUAGAUGAGCGAGGGGGCGAGUCCAGCGACAGGCACGUUGAACCCUCCUCGACUCUUCCGCAGCAACCUGAACGGAACGCCUGUAAGAUCAUUUAUCGCUAACGAUGGUGAUCAUGACGCGAUCACAACAUCCGAAGCACUACUUACUGUAAUACGAAUAUCGUCGAGGGACUUCCUUACAAUCAAAGAGAAAUGCUUCGGAUGCGAUCAGGCAUCCAGCAGAACACACAUACCUACCCGAUUGUUGAUAUUUAGGACAAUUGAAACGGGAAGGAGAUCGUUUCGAGGAGGAAUCACGAUCAUGAGCAGGGAAAUUCGGCGGUGACAGACCCAAAUUGAACUCGGAGACAGAGGUUCAGGAUCAGACAGGGUUCUCCUCGACGACCUCCUCCCUGGAAACCUCAUAUUUCUCCUUCAUUUACCA